GUUGCUGAUCUCCUGGCCACUACUUUGAAUAAUGCCGUACAAAAUGCCAAUGCUGUACAGCGAACUACUAUUCAAUUGCUCUUUGACUGCCGAGUGCUUCACACUCUGUUUCCUGAUGAAAAGCUGAGGAAUCUUGUUCCAGUCAUAGAAAGUCGUAUCGACCCAUUUGAUUUGAGUCUUCUAUCGUCUCAUCUCUCUACGAAUGUACGAUUAGCCGUGAGUAGGUCUCAGCUGCUUUACUCUUGUUUACUUGUUGAUAUUGUGCCAACUAAAGAAGGACAAGGUUCUGCUCACUAUUCGCAGGUUGUGGAUGUAGUGCCAAAAUCAGAGUACUCUCAGCGGAUCCCGUUGAUCCCCAGAUUGGAUCGGACGGCUGGAGAAAGUGUCACGAAACGUGUGGAGGCGACAAGAGUGCCACGCAACAAACUGUUGGCCAACUCAAAUCUCAGCGUAAGUGAACGGCAGGCUAUAGAACUUUACGAGCAAAUCGUUGUUGACGAAAAAAGGGAUGUGAAAGGAGCUGGGCAUCCUUGCUCCUGGUUGACAGAUUCUGAGGUGGUUUCGUCAACCGAAGUGGAACAGCAUGGGAGAAGCUAA
Messenger RNA from Haemonchus placei, 597 nucleotides. The record is from the annotation of a GenBank genome assembly. NCBI's taxonomy places the organism in Eukaryota, Metazoa, Nematoda, Chromadorea, Rhabditida, Trichostrongylidae.